AUGUCGGUUCCUGUUCUGGACAUUCCAAUCGAGUCAACGGUGACGGCCGAAGAUGUGGUGGCCUUGUGCGAGAGAGCCGGCCUCGAUGUUUCCCAGACCUUCGCGGAGACUUGUCGCCCUCUGAUCGCUGCACUGGAUGGUUGUGCGCAGACGGUCAUUGCACGAGAUGAUUACAUUCCCAGACCUGAUGAGGCUAUGUAUGUACGCCAGGACAUCGAUACUUCGAUACAUCCCAGCGUCGAUGGUGGGGGAUGGGCUACGAAGGCUCGAGUGAUCUCAACCCAUCCGCAGAAUGACUUGCUAGCUGGCCGCACAGUUGCUUUGAAGGACAAUAUUGCGCUGGCCGGCGUAAGGUGUACCAAUGGCACAGAUCUUGCUGGUUGGGAGCCUGACCUCGAUGCAACUAUUGUCAAAAGGAUCUUAGAUUCCAGCGGCACGAUUCUUGGGAAAGCAGCCUGCGAAAGCGGAUGCUGGAGCACCGUCAGCGAUACCUCCAUUACAGGUCCUGUGCGCAACCCAUAUAACCCCGGCUAUAGCUGCGGAGGAUCAAGCAGUGGAAGUGCAAGACUAGUUGCUGGCGGAGCAGUCGAUAUGGCAAUUGGCUGCGAUCAAGGCGGCUCGAUCCGUAUUCCCGCAGCAGCCUGUGGCAUCGUCGGACUGAAACCAACUUGGGGUCUGGUGCCGUAUACAGGCAUCCUUGGAGGAGCAGCCGUGAUCGACCAUGCGGGUCCCAUGACGAAAACAGCCGUAGACUGUGCUCUGAUGCUAGAAGCCAUUGCCGGCCCCGAUGGGAUUGAUGAUCGCCAGCCGGCCAUCCAGUUCUUCCAACCAACCAAGUAUCAUGCAGAAGUCCAUAAACACCUGCAACAAGCAAGUUCAGCUCCCUUGUCAGGCAUCAAGAUCGGCGUGCUCGAGGAGGGCUUCAAGCAUCCUCGACAGGACGAGCAUGUGUCGAAGGUAGUCCGUGACAGCAUCGAGAAACUCCGUGAACUAGGCGCGGAGAUCCAACAAUGCUCCGUGCCAGAACAUCGAGAUAUGGAGCUCGUGUGGAUGUGUGCGUUGCCCGCUUUCUCCGGCACGCAAGGCCUCGUUCUCAAUUCCUCCGAGCGCAAACAGCUAGCCUUAACCGAGCCCGCGGCAUUGGGAAAUGGAAAGCUGGACCAGGCUACCUUUGAUAAUCUCGGUGCGCCAGGGCAGAAUCUAUACCUCAGAUGGCUCUUCCUCAAGGAAAAAUACGGCCCAGCUCUGAUCAGCCGGUGUACUAAUCUUCUGAGGAAAUUAAGUGACGAUUACGACGCUGCUCUACAGGAAGUCGAUGUCCUAGUCAUGCCUACCACGCCCAUCCCCCCAUGUAAGAUCUUUUCGUCAAGGACAGAGGGAAAUCUGGCCGACAGACUUAAGCGCACCGUUGGAAUCACUUCUAACACGGCACCCUUUGAUGCUUCCGGACACCCUGCGCUGAGCAUACCUGUAGGCUUCUCGCCAGCAAUAGAAGACCCUUCUGUGUUGUUGCCGGUGGGACUGCAGAUUGUCGGGCGUAAAUUUGACGAGCUGCUUCUUUUGAAGAUCGCCGCAUCUUGGGAGAAGAAGUAUAAUUGGAAGUUCAAAUGA
This is a messenger RNA of Monascus purpureus, 1611 nucleotides long. The record is from the annotation of a GenBank genome assembly. Lineage: Eukaryota; Fungi; Ascomycota; Eurotiomycetes; Eurotiales; Aspergillaceae.